UAGAAACCGUUGAGCCAGAGCGGCAGCUGAGGCGGAGGAGUGAUAGAGUAGCGUGGCAAUGUUUCUCCAGUAUUACUUGAACGAGCAGGGAGACCGGGUGUAUACGUUGAAGAAAUUUGACCCAAUGGGACAACAGACAUGCUCAGCCCAUCCUGCUCGGUUCUCCCCAGACGACAAGUACUCGCGACACCGAAUCACCAUCAAGAAGCGCUUCAAGGUGCUCAUGACCCAGCAGCCGCGCCCUGUCCUCUGAGGAAGGUUCCUCCUGUCUCCUGUCUCGUCUGCCUCCUGCUGCCCUUCGAGACUCCAUAACCAGCCGUCAGUCCGUGAGCCCUGAAGGCUUCUUACCAUCAGCAUCUUUGGAAUCCAGUCUCUUCAUUGCCUUUGAUAAUGCAGUGUGUGGCAGUAAUGGUGGCAUCCCCGUUAAAGGAAACAUGUUUUGAAUUAUUGCCAGGUCAUUAAAGAUAAAAUAGUUCGAAAGA
Messenger RNA from Octodon degus (degu), 482 nucleotides. RefSeq names its product NOP10 ribonucleoprotein (gene Nop10). Gene Ontology annotation, cellular component: box H/ACA snoRNP complex; box H/ACA telomerase RNP complex. Bases 59 to 253 code for a protein of 64 amino acids. The transcript is spliced from 2 exons. The record is from RefSeq and is a predicted model, not a curated record. Gene Ontology annotation, molecular function: box H/ACA snoRNA binding; telomerase RNA binding. Lineage: Eukaryota; Metazoa; Chordata; Mammalia; Rodentia; Octodontidae. Gene Ontology annotation, biological process: positive regulation of telomerase RNA localization to Cajal body; ribosome biogenesis; snRNA pseudouridine synthesis.